AUGUUUUCAGCAGCUCGUUCAGAUACUCUUUUUCUUGGAGGAGAGAAAGUAAGUGGAGAUGAUAUUAGAAAUCAAAAUGUAUUAGCCGCUCAAUCAGUUGCUAAUGUUGUCAAAUCAUCAUUGGGGCCAGUUGGUUUGGAUAAGAUGUUGGUGGAUGAUAUUGGGGAUGUCACUGUGACUAACGAUGGUGCUACUAUCUUAGCAUUAUUAGAUGUUCAACAUCCAGCAGGACAAAUUUUAGUUGAAUUAGCUCAACAACAAGAUCGUGAAGUUGGAGAUGGUACUACGUCAGUUGUUAUUAUUGCUAGUGAGUUAUUAAAGCGUGCCAAUGAAUUGGUUAGAAAUCAAAUACAUCCAACCACUAUUAUUACUGGUUAUAGAUUAGCCUUGAGAGAAGCAAUUCGUUAUAUUAAUGAAGUAUUAUCACAAUCAGUUACUGACUUAGGCAAAGAAACUAUAAUCAAUAUUGCUAAAACUUCGAUGAGUUCUAAAAUCAUAGGUGCUGAUUCUGAAUUUUUCAGUAAAAUGGCUGUUGAUGCAAUGAUGGCGGUUAGAACUGCAAAUCAUAAAGGUGAAGUUAAGUACCCAGUCAAAGCAGUUAAUAUUUUAAAGGCCCACGGUAAAUCAUCAACUGAAUCUGUUUUAGUUGAUGGGUAUGCUUUGAAUUGUACUGUUGCUUCUCAAGCUAUGGUUAAAACUAUUAAUAAUGCCAGAAUUGCCUGUUUAGAUAUUAACUUACAAAAAGCAAGAAUGGCAAUGGGAGUCCAAGUCAAUAUCGAUGAUCCUGAUCAAUUAGAAGAAAUUAGAAAAAGAGAAUAUGAUAUAAUUAUUGAAAGAAUUCGUAAAAUUUUAAAUGCUGGAGCAAAUGUUAUAUUCACCACUAAAGGUAUUGAUGAUUUAUGUUUAAAAGAAUUUGUUGAAGUUGGUGCAAUGGCUGUUAGACGUUGUAAGAAGGAAGACUUAAGAAGAAUUGCCAGAGCUUCUGGUGCAACUUUAGUUAGUAAUUUAGCUAAUUUAGAAGGAGAAGAAACUUUUGAAUCAACUUUAUUAGGUCAAGCUGAUCAAGUUACUCAAACUAAAAUCAGUGAUGAUGAAUGUAUUUUAAUUAAAGGUACUAAACAACAUAGUUCCUCAUCAAUUAUAUUAAGAGGUCCAAAUGAUUAUUCUUUAGAUGAAAUGGAAAGAUCUUUACACGAUUCAUUAUCAGUUAUUAAGAGAACUUUAGAAAGUGGUAAUGUUGUCCCCGGUGGUGGUGCUGUUGAAACUGCUCUUAAUAUUUAUUUAGAAAAUUUUGCAACAACUGUUGGUUCAAGAGAACAAUUAGCAAUUGCAGAAUUUGCUAAUGCAUUAUUAGUUAUUCCUAAAACUUUAGCUAUAAAUGCUGCUAAAGAUUCUUCUGAUUUAAUUAGUAAAUUAAGAACCUAUCAUUCUUCAAGUCAAACUGCUUUGCCAUCUGAUUUAAAAAGAAAAAAAUAUAAGAAUUAUGGUUUAGAUUUAAUUAAUGGUAAAAUUGUUAAUGAAAGUAUUCAUGGUGUUUUAGAACCAACAAUGUCAAAAAUCAAAUCAUUAAAAUCAGCAUUAGAAGCAUGUAUUGCCAUUUUAAGAAUUGAUACCAUGAUUACUGUUGCACCUGAACCACCAAAAGAAGAUCCUCAUCAACAUUAG
Messenger RNA from Hyphopichia burtonii NRRL Y-1933, 1665 nucleotides. It is a transcript of the gene TCP1, whose product is annotated as chaperonin-containing T-complex alpha subunit. Bases 1 to 1665 code for a protein of 554 amino acids. Gene Ontology annotation, biological process: protein folding. The transcript has a single exon. Lineage: Eukaryota; Fungi; Ascomycota; Pichiomycetes; Serinales; Debaryomycetaceae. Gene Ontology annotation, molecular function: ATP binding; ATP hydrolysis activity; ATP-dependent protein folding chaperone. Gene Ontology annotation, cellular component: chaperonin-containing T-complex. The record is from RefSeq and is a predicted model, not a curated record.